AUGACAAAUAUCUCCCAGAAUAAUGCUCUGUUCAUCUUCUACAAUGAGGAAGUUACUGAUGAAGCUAACAAAAGACUCACAGUGAAGCUUUAUUUGCUCUGUGAGUUGGAUAUACGCUACACCAAAGAACCAAGGAAACCGAUGUUGCAAACAAAAGUGAAGAUAAAUGGUAACCUAGCUUAUUAUCAUUGUUAUGCCAAUAAGCACCCAGAACCAGCGACAUAUGUAGAUAAAGUGAUACUUAAAGAUCACGGCCAAGCUAUUGAUUAUGCGAAUCAAGUGUACCUACCUAGUACACUAUCUGAUAAAAAGCUUUUCGAGAGCAAGCUAAUAAUGGCUAAACGUAACUAUGCCAGUGUCGAACAACAGCGCAUAUAUCAAAACACUGAGCACAAAACAAGGCGUCGUCUGCUCUGUGUACUAAAGAAAGGACACCGGGAGCAGAUGGUCAAUAAGAUAUUGAAUGUGGACCAAGAACACAAAGUACGAAUUGAAGAUUUCAAAAAGGAUGAAUAUCAAGUAAUUUGCUACGUACGAAAGUCACCAGGAAAGGAGGAUGCAAGUACGAGAUCUCGACUCUUGGAUUUGAUGGUGGAUAGACUGAUCAAAAACUCUUCGGUGAACACGGUGUUUGCGUCGUACUCUUCUACAUCAAAACAACCAUUUGCAGACAGUGACAAAACAAAUCCCAUUCAUGUGCCAAAGACUCCCGGAAACACUCAAGUGGUUUCGAGACCCUCACUCAGUGAAAUAUGGGAAGCCCACUUCCAAUAUAUAUUCAACGAUGUCCCCUUUGUCACCAACCGAAUUGCUGCCAUUGCAGUUUUGCACAUUCGAAGACUGGAACUAGAAGAAUCUCUUACUAGUAUUACUUAA
Phycomyces blakesleeanus NRRL 1555(-) is the source of this 876-nucleotide messenger RNA. RefSeq lists its product as hypothetical. The coding region runs from base 1 to 876 and encodes 291 amino acids. Lineage: Eukaryota; Fungi; Mucoromycota; Mucoromycetes; Mucorales; Phycomycetaceae. The transcript is spliced from 6 exons. The record is from RefSeq and is a predicted model, not a curated record.